This is a messenger RNA of Rhinolophus ferrumequinum (greater horseshoe bat), 633 nucleotides long. It is a transcript of the gene PPP1R2C, whose product is annotated as PPP1R2C family member C. NCBI's taxonomy places the organism in Eukaryota, Metazoa, Chordata, Mammalia, Chiroptera, Rhinolophidae. The coding region runs from base 1 to 633 and encodes 210 amino acids. The transcript has a single exon. Gene Ontology annotation, molecular function: protein phosphatase inhibitor activity. The record is from RefSeq and is a predicted model, not a curated record. Gene Ontology annotation, biological process: regulation of signal transduction.
AUGGCGGCCUACACCGCCUCACACCGACCCAUCAAGGGGAUCCUCAAGAACAAAAGCUCGACGACGGCUUCCUCGGCGGAGGCCCCCGCACAGCAGUCCGGAGGGGCUACCCAAGUAGAAAGAAAAAAGUCUCAGAGGUGGGACGAAUCAAACGUCCUGGCGACAUACCACCCUUCAUACAGAGACUAUGAUUUAAUGAAGAUAAAAGAGCCCAGCACUCCUCAACUUAGUAUACAAGAUGGUAGAGAAGAUACAGCAUAUGGUUUAGAAACAAAAGACCAUACUCGACACAUAACCGUAAACAUUUUAGCUAAGAAAUUUGCGGGCAUUGAUACCUCCGAGCUGAACUGGAAGAUGCCAGAGCCAGAGAGCCACGGGGCGCACACUAGCAAAAUUUUCCUGGACAAACAAGAAAAACAGUGGCAGUUCGAAUUGAGAAGGAAGCUGCACUACAACGAAGGACUGAAUAUCAAAUUAGCUAGACUGUUAAUUGCAAGAGACUUCCAAUUUGAGGAAAUGGAGGAUGAAAACAAACAAUGUCCACAUUUUACCAAUGAAGAGAAGACUCCUGCAGAAGAACCAGAUAAAGGUCCUGCAAGUGAUAAAUUGCAAAACCAGCCACGCUAUGUGUAG